Messenger RNA from Siniperca chuatsi (mandarin fish), 1049 nucleotides. It is a transcript of the gene rrp7a, whose product is annotated as ribosomal RNA processing 7 homolog A. The record is from RefSeq and is a predicted model, not a curated record. Gene Ontology annotation, cellular component: UTP-C complex; CURI complex. Bases 98 to 946 code for a protein of 282 amino acids. Gene Ontology annotation, molecular function: nucleic acid binding. Gene Ontology annotation, biological process: rRNA processing; ribosomal small subunit assembly. Lineage: Eukaryota; Metazoa; Chordata; Actinopteri; Centrarchiformes; Sinipercidae. The transcript has 7 exons.
UUACUGGGGUUGUCUUUCUAUUCAUAAAAAACAAAACAAAAAACAUUUAAUUCCUUUUGGGUACAAUUGUACUUCCGGUGUGAAAGGUCAUACCAAAAUGGCGCCGUCUAAGAAGAAACAUGCCAGUAGCCAGCCUUGUGUUAUUCCUGGAGGAUUUACAGUGCUCUCCUUACAGUUUAGCUCCGACAGCGUUGCGCAGCACAAGCUGUAUGUGAAAGAGCACAAAGUGCGAGCAGAGAAGAGCUCUCACAGACCUUUGGACCGGACUCUGUUUGUGCUCAACAUCCCUCCAUACUGCUCACAGGGUGUUGUCAAAGAGUUGUUCUCGCAGUUUGGCUGUGUUCACUCCGUGGAGUUGAGAGACCACCCGGGCUCCUUUCAGGAGUCUGGACCCAAGCUGUCCAAGUUCUUUAAACCAGUUGAAAAACAGGGUUUCAAAGUGGGCUACAUUGUGUUCCAAAACUCCUCCAGUUUAACAGCAGCUAAAUCACACCCACAUCAUGUGCCUUUGGUGGUCUGCACUGAGCAGCGUCCAGUGAGCACAGGAGUACAGAAAUGGAUUCAGCAGUACACAGAGUUUUUUAUUCAGCCGGACAAACUGCAGCAAAUAGUCGACUCCUUCAUGGGAGACUACGACAAGAGGAAAGAAGAGGACGCGGAGAGGCAGAGGAAGGAGUCUGAGCAGCAACAAGAGGAUGAAGAGGGCUGGGUGAAAGUCACAAGAGGACACAAGGGUACCAAGGCCCGCCCCCACAGUGAGGCAGCCAACCAGAGGACUCUACAGAAAGAGAUGAGGAAGAAGAAGAGGAAGGAGCUCAUGAACUUCUACACCUGGCAGCACAGAAACACACAGAAAGAACAUAUUGCUGAACUAAGGAAAAAGUUUGAGGAGGAUAAACAGAGAAUCUCUCUGUUGAGGGCACAGAGAAAGUUCAGACCUUACUGAGUCAACUACCCCAAUUUGUCUUUGUUCAUUUCACUGCUUUUGUGUGUUUAGCUACAGUAUAAAUCUGUGCAUUUUGGUGUUAAUAAACUAUAAUUCUGAUCUA